Messenger RNA from Chaetomium strumarium, 1027 nucleotides. RefSeq lists its product as uncharacterized. Lineage: Eukaryota; Fungi; Ascomycota; Sordariomycetes; Sordariales; Chaetomiaceae. The coding region runs from base 230 to 769 and encodes 179 amino acids. The transcript has 3 exons. The record is from RefSeq and is a predicted model, not a curated record.
CUUUAAACAAACACCACCAAGCAGCAAGGAGUAAUUGUAGAAACAACCUGGAAGUUGAGGCUUUGUAUGGCAAGCGCAGUGGGGCGAGUCUUCAUACUGCCGGCUAUAUAAGAUCCUUGGUUAACCCAAACUUGAGGAACUUGAAGAUUUCUCAGCAUCACAAUCACACAAAUCAACGAACACAUAGAACUUAAACCACCUUUCGAAAGCUACCAUCAGAAACGUCAUCAUGUCUGCCAACAACAACAACACUUCCACUCUCAAGUCCUACGUCGACUCUGCGACCGGUGUGGUCCAGAACGCGUUGGGCAACAUCGUCGGCUCGACCGGCGACGAGGCCGAGGGCAAGACCAAGCAGCAGAAGGCUCAGGCCGAAUACGACGCAUCUCACACGGCCGCCAAGCUCCCCGGCAUGACAGUGUCCUCGGAAGGGGUCGCCAAGGACCACCCUGACCGCACCACCGGCUCGUGGAACCAAACGGCCGGAUCCGCUAAGGAAUUCGUUGGCGGUGUUAUCGGCAACGAGAGUCUGAAGCAGUCCGGCCGUGAGCAGAACCUGUCUGGCCAGGAGCAGGAGGCCCGCGGCCAGGUCAAGGACUACACCUCGGGUGUCGGUGACCGAAUCUCUGGCGCGGUGGGCAGCGCUGCCGCAGGUCUUACUGGUGACCGGACGAAGCAGACCGAGUACCAGAACAAGCACGACACUGGCAAGACGCAGCAGCGAGGCGCCGAGCACGACAUCCAGAAGCAGGCUGAAGCUCGCCAGUAAAUAGCGAUGAAGGAGCUGUGGAUGCUUAGCCGCGUGUACGAUAAGGGCGUUCAUUUUCUCACGGAUGGAUCAUGGCGCGGGCGGGACUUCUUGAUACCCUAGUACUUGGAAGGGGCUUCCGAUGAUUUGAGAGCUAUGGGACUCCGCCAUGAGGUAGCUUCAGGUCGCUUCAGGCAGCGGAGAAUAAAGAGAUUGGUGCCCAUGCCGCAAAAGUUGUUGACUGUGUUAAUACACCAGUGCUAUACAGUACACGUCGAG